AAAUGUUUCCGGUUAGCAAGUCAAAGUUGUCCUCUGACUUCACCUUUGACAUUUAAUAACAUCUUACAACUUUUUCAUUUUGGCUGUCCUUCAUUCUUAAGUAACAUCCUUUGCUACUAGCUCCAACUUUCGUUACUCAGAUCCUUAAAGAUCAUGGAUCACUCAGACAACAUGAGUGAAGUGAAACACCAAAGAAUCAAAACCAACGGCAUAUGGAUGCACGUGGCAGAGAAAGGGACAGGUCCACUAGUUUUACUGCUUCAUGGCUUCCCAGAAAUAUGGUAUGCGUGGCGCCACCAACUCAAUUUCUUGGCCCAGCAUGGCUAUCAUGCGGUUGCACCUGAUCUAAGAGGAUAUGGUGACUCUGAUUCUCCUAUUGACCCCAAUUCCUACACUUUUCACCACCUUGUAGGUGACCUUAUAGGACUGCUUGAUCAUUUUGGUCAACAACAG
Molecule: messenger RNA, 453 nt
Organism: Cajanus cajan (pigeon pea)
Lineage: Eukaryota; Viridiplantae; Streptophyta; Magnoliopsida; Fabales; Fabaceae
Source: RefSeq, a predicted model, not a curated record